Leopardus geoffroyi (Geoffroy's cat) is the source of this 4784-nucleotide messenger RNA. It is a transcript of the gene IFNAR1, whose product is annotated as interferon alpha and beta receptor subunit 1. Gene Ontology annotation, biological process: cytokine-mediated signaling pathway. The record is from RefSeq and is a predicted model, not a curated record. The coding region runs from base 175 to 1848 and encodes 557 amino acids. Lineage: Eukaryota; Metazoa; Chordata; Mammalia; Carnivora; Felidae. The transcript is spliced from 11 exons. Gene Ontology annotation, molecular function: interferon receptor activity; protein binding.
GCGAGCGCGGGGUCAGGGGUGGGAGGCGGUCGCGGACAGGAGGUGACUGUGCAGUGGGCGGGGCGAGGGGCGGAGCGAGAAGCCGCUUUUGCGCCGAGGGUUGCCUUGCGUUGUGGGGUUCUGCCCGAGGUGACCGAGGAUGUGACUGGCCCGGCCGGCGGCGGCCAGCGGAGGAUGUUCUCCCUCCUGGGCGCGACGACCCUGAUGCUGGUUGCUGGAGCACCGUGGACUUUGCCCGCAGCCGCAGGGGGAACAAAUCUAAAAUCUCCUGAAAAUGUAGAGGUCCACAUCAUUGAUGAUACCUUCACCCUGAGGUGGAAUGGGAGCGAUCCAGCUGUCGGGAACGUGACUUUCUCAGCAGAUUAUCAAGUACCCAGAAAUGAUACUUGGCUAAAAUUGCCUGGGUGUCAAUCUGUUACCAGUACCAAAUGCAACUUUUCUUCACUCAAGCUAAAUGUUUACGAAAAAGUCAAAUUGCGUGUAAGAGCAGAAAAGGGAAACGAGACUUCUCCAUGGCAUAACGUUGACGCAUUCGCCCCAUUUGAAAAAGCUCAAAUUGGUCCUCCAAAAGUACAUUUAGAAGCCGAAGAUAAGGCAAUAAAAAUAAACAUCUCCCCACCUGGAGCAAAAGAUGGUGUCAUGUGGGCUCUGGAUCGUUCGAGUUUUACAUACAGCUUAGAUAUCUGGAAAAACUCUUCAAGUGCCGAAAUAAAGACUGAAACUGUUUAUCCCAGAGACAAAAUUUAUAAACUCUCACCAGAGACGACUUACUGUUUAAAAGUUAAAGCAAGACUUUUGCCGAGAAAAAUUGGUGCCUAUAGUCCAGUGUACUGUAUAAAGACCACAGUUGAAAAUAAGCUGCCUCCACCAGAAAACCUUCGAAUUGAUGCUAUAAAUGACAUCUGUGUUCUUAAGUGGGAUUACGCAUCUGAAAACAUGACUUUUCAAGCUCAGUGGCUCCAUGCCUAUUUUAAAAAGAUUCCUGGGAACAACUCAGGUAAAUGGAAACAAAUGCCAGGCUGUGAAAAUGUCAAAACUACCCAGUGUGCCAUUCCUCAAAAUACUUUCCAGAAAGGAAUUUACCUUAUCCGUGUUCAAGCAUCUGAUGGAAAUACCACAUCUGUUUGGUCUAAAGAAAAAAGAUUUGAUGCUCAGUUACAAAGUGUCCUCGUUCCUCCAACCAUUAACUUGAAACCCACGAAUGAUGUUUCCCUGCGGGUCUUUAUCGGCGCUCCAGAAGAGUCUGAAAACAAGUCUGUGAACCAGCAUUACUCACUAAUUUAUGAAAUCGUAUUUUGGGAAAACACUUCAAAUGCUGAGAGAAAAACUCUAGAGAAAAGAACUGACUUUACUUUUCCUAACUUGAAACCACUGACUGUAUAUUGUGUCAAAGCCAGAGCACUCACUGAGAAUGAAAGGAGCAGCGUUUUUAGUGAUCCUGUGUGCGAGAAAACAAAACCAGGAAGUACUUCCAAGACGUGGCUCAUAGCUGGGAUUUGUGCUGCCUUAUUGUCCAUCCCGGUCGUCACUUACGUUCUGAAACUAUUCCUGCGAUGUGUCCGUUAUGUGUUCUUCCCAUCAAGUAAACCUCCUUCCACGAUAGAUGAGUAUUUCUCUGAGCCGCCACUCCGGAACCUCCUCCUUUUCACUUCUGAAGAGCAAACUGAAAGGUGUUUUAUAAUCGAAAAUACAAACAUUAUCACCGCAGUAGAAGAAACUGAGCAAAUCGGUGAAGAUCACAAAAAAUACAAUUCCCAAACCAGUCAAGAUUCGGGCAAUUACUCGAACGAAGACGACAGCAACGACAGCAAAAGCGGCGAAGACUUCCCGCAACAGGAAGCCGAGUGACCGGAAGCGAGCACUACACCCUCCGGAAGUUGCGUGGGAGGCACGCCGGAAGUGCGAGCUGCGCCGCUCAGUCCCUCCACUCCGGCUUGCUGAGGAAGGAAAACAUCUCCGGGUCGUAGGUCCUAAAAUACAGGCAAGCACGUGACGGCGGUAUUUGCAAACGGAAGAACACAGAUCGGGACACACGUUCUCUGUAUUCUUUCCCACGUGUGGAGCCGUGACCGAGGGUGGUUAAUUGUGUUCCUGUCGGGUAACACGGUCACCGUGCUGCCUGUGGCCGCGCGUCACCCGUUCGUUCGCCAUCCUCCAUUCCCAGUGUGAUAGUUCAGGAUUUUUCGGGGAGCAAUUAGACACUCUUGUAGGCCCUUGGGAAAUUUCCUUAGAAAAGCCGGGUUCCGUUACCACUGGUUUUCUGGAAAACAGCUUAGUCCAGAAAACAUCUGCAGAUGCCAGGAAUGGGAUCCGUAACAUUUUCAGGGGACUUCUCUCCGGGUAUCCCCGAAACACUGGCUCUACAUCACAGUUACCUCUCCCUUCUGUGGUUGAGGCUUCAAAACAGGUCAUCUUUUGCUGGACAUUAACACUUGCCGAUUCAGAACUUAAUUCACAACUUAGUAGAACAGUAGCUUCUGAAUUCGCAGCCACCGAAGUUACAGAGAAAGGGCAAACUGUCUAGAGAAGUUAGGAUUUUUUUAGCAGAAGGAAGUAUGUAGAGGUGAGCCAGGUGUAUGCAGGAAGGCUUGAGACCAGAAUUUGCUACCGAUAGAGUAAGAAGUAGAAGAUAAUGCAGUAGGAGGAAAGCAGGUGACUUUAAUGAAAAAUAAGAGUAGUGUGUCUAAUCAACUUUUAAUUAUUAACGUGCCGUGUGGUCGCUUGUUGCUAGGCUCAUGUGCCAUUUUUUUUUUUUCCUUUCUCAGUUUUAUUGAGUUGUAAUUGACCUGUAACUUACCUGUGUCGUGUUUCAAACCCGGCCAGCUUCUCUGUGUCGUGUAGCUGUGUUCAGGCAUCCCUUCUGUUUCGUUUACGUGUGCUCAAGAAAAGGAAAAUGUAUUGCCGAGGUGAGGACGAAAACGUAACUGGAAGGAAAACCUAAUUUUAAGAAUUACAUGUUUUCCAAAGGCCACCUAGAGUUUAUAUUUAAACUAUUCACGGAGAUCCUUCCGUUAGGAAGGAAGUCUGGGAAUUUUGGUGGCCUCUGAAGGGAGAAGAGAUGGGAGUGACGUGGUGCGCUGGGACAUCCGUAACCUAAGGCCAGUAUUGUGUACGCGGUGGUCCCCACGGAAGUGACAGGUUCCUCCGUGGGGAAGAAAAGGUUGAAGGCGGCUGCCGUGGGGAAGGUGCACCUGCACGUCAUGCGCUCUCCGGGACCUGCCGUCCAGGCUGCUGGCAGAGCCCUGCAGGGGUCAGGAAGGCCCCGGAGCCCCUCUGAGACACAGGCCUGCGCUGGGGGGAUCCCUGAGGUGACCGGCACACAUUCGCCUUUUGAUCUUUCUGACCAGAGACAUUUCCUUGCAGGCAGACCUUCUGGGUUGGCCCUCUGUUUGUAGAGGUGAUAGGAACGUGUUCGGACACCCUGUCCCCCACCCUGUGGCUUUCAUGCCGAGCUGAUGGCGACGGUCCCGGCCAGCACCCAGGCCCUAGAUUGACCCCGGCAACAAAGCUGGGCCCUAUGAUGUGGCAGCGUGCGUCUUCACCUCUGUGGUGUUGGGUGAGCACAUGUGUCAGCAGCAGCAGCAAACACAAAGCUGCUCAGUUUUGCCCUCGUUGUCUAGACCUGAAAAUACAGUUCCUUUCCAUUCCGCAUUAUGGUCUGCUUGUAACACAGCCAGGAGGUGCUUCCUUGCAAAGUGAGGAGUAUUUUUUCCGAAGAAUAGUUUGCUUGGAAGUAUCGUGUCCUCGGGGGUGCCGAGAAAAUGCCUCGUGAUUACAAUAUGGAUUGUUCUCGGAGAGGCUGAAUGUAACCUAAGAGUUUAUGUAAAAGAUUUGUAUCAUCGCAGCCAGAAAUCUUUAUUAUAGAUUAAUAGCCAUUGUAAGUAGUGCCAUGGGUCUGUAAACACAUACCUUCAUGUUUAUAUUUACCCUUGCCCUCACAUAUGAUGUGGGCCAUAUUCCAUUGUUAGGACAGCCAUAAACCACUUACUAGUGUAGAUUCUAAUUCAAAAAUUAGCAAUGCUGCUCAGAACUAUGCAUCUUAGAACAUUUUAGAAUCUGGCCAGAAAUUUACAACCAGUAAAGUUAUUUUUUUAAAUAGAAUUUGCAGUUUGGGGGCGCCUGGGUGGCUCAGUCGGUUGAGCGUCCGACUUCCGCUCAGGUCACGAUCUCGCGGUCCGUGAGUUCGAGCCCCGCAUCGGGCUCUGGGCUGAUGGCUCAGAGCCUGGAGCCUGUUUCACAUUCUGUGUCUCCCUCUCUCUCUGACCCUCCCCCGUUCAUGCUCUGUCUCUCUCUGUCUCAAAAAUAAAUAAACGUUAAAAAAAAAAAAAUUUAAAAAAAAAAAAAAAAAGAAUUUGCAGUUUGUUAUCUUUUUCCCAGCCUGUGACCUUUAAAGCAGCCCCGGAUUGCUCUUAAGAAUUCUGAGUGUACAAAAACUUUCCUCCCUCCCCUCUCCUUCCCGUGACUCCCCUGACAUGUUACAUAUUUGUUUUUCAUGUGGUAUCUGUCUGCCCCCAUGAGACCAGAAGCUGUAUGAGACCAGACUUUCUCUUACUCAUUGCUGUAUCCUCAGCAGAAAAUAAUUAUCUAAUGUGUGAAAUCUACAGUUUGAACCACGUGGGUGUCUCUGACAAUGUUUGUAUGUUUGUUGAGUUUGUUGGAAGGUCAUAGCCACGUUUUCAGUGUUUCUUUGCAGUAAACUUGCAUCCUUUAUUCAUGUUUUUGUCUUUAAACCCUGUUACUGUGAACAAUUCUAUAUAAUAAACACUGGGGCCAGAAAUCUUCAA